AUGCUUCGUAGGAAUAGUUCCACCAGAGAAACGUCAUUAAUCAACUCACUUGAAUAAAAAUCAUUUCUAAAUCUAGCAGGAAAACUCAAUGGCUCAGAGUUCCCAGCCAAAACCACUUUUGGAUUAAAAAAUAAGGAAAAUAAGGAAAACACUACGGCCCGAAUGUUUUCAUUAACUCCUACUCAAGAGAAUCUCUUUUCAAGACCUGCAAUCAAGAAUGAUACUAAUAACCAAAAUAAUUCAAAAAAAGAAUCAACAUCCAAGAAUUACAUGUACUUAAACAUGGAAGAGUAAAACCAAAGAGUAUUCACAAAAAGUACAUAGUUAUUUUCUAAAACCCCCAUAUAUAAUUAAUCAAUACCAACAGAAAGAUUCGAGAGUGCAUAGACAGUUACGAGCUCUUUGAAUUUUACAAAAAAACCAUUAUUCAACUCCUCCAAUGAAUUACCUGGAAUAUCUAUUCAAAGUGUAAAAGAACUAGAGUUCAACUCGUGCAAAAAACAACAAAGCAGCAUUCCAACCUCUUAUUUGGACAAUGCAAUUACAUAACGAAAUAAUAAAACCUAGGAUCAAAAAGAGAAUACAACUACACGAGUCUCAAUUGAUCAUAAUACAAGCAAUCUGCCAAAAAUAUAUUACAUUUCAUCUAUUAUCAAAGCAUUCAAACAAAAGGGGUCCAAUUCUGCCAAAGAGCAUCUCAUUCAUAAUAUGCAAGGUAUCAUUAUUGGGAAGAAAGUUAAAGUUACCCCCGUGAAGUAGAGUAUAAUUCUACCGACUGUCAAUAAGAAAACCUUAUUGUUUGAUCUAGAUGAAACUCUUGUGCAUUGUAAUUCUAGUAUUUCAGUUCCUGGAGAUAUAUUAUUAAACAUUAAUCAUGACGGUGAAACUAUGGAAGCUUCCUUAAAUGUCAGACCAUACACUUCUCAUUUAUUAUAAUAAUUAAGCAGGCAUUUUGAAUUGAUUAUAUUCACUGCCUCGCAAUCUUAUUAUGCGAAUGCAGUUAUUGAUUACUUGGAUCCUGAUAAAAAAUUGAUAUCCCAUAGAUUUUAUAGAGAGCAUUGUAUUCCAACUGAAGAUGGACAUUUUAUCAAAGAUCUGCGUAUUUUUAAAACAAGAAAAUUAAGUGACAUGCUGUUAAUCGAUAAUGCUCCUCAUUCUUAUUUGUAUUAAAUAUAAAAUGGAGUUCCCAUUAUUCCAUAUAUUGAUAAUAAAUAGGAUGAAGAAUUGAAAUCUCUACUAUAAUACUUGAUGCAAUUCAAAAAUGUCAAAGAUGUUAGAGAAUUUAAUAUGCAAUACUUAAAAAUUCCACGAUUUUCAGAGUACGAUGACCCCUAAAAGCUAUUGAAAUGUGAAUUUGCUGAUUACCUAGAAUAAGCUGUUAUAUGA
This is a messenger RNA of Paramecium tetraurelia, 1386 nucleotides long. RefSeq lists its product as uncharacterized. The record is from RefSeq and is a predicted model, not a curated record. Gene Ontology annotation, molecular function: phosphoprotein phosphatase activity. Lineage: Eukaryota; Ciliophora; Oligohymenophorea; Peniculida; Parameciidae. The transcript has 4 exons.